AUGGAUGAUGAGAGAAACCCUUUGGAAGAAACCAAAGUAGAUGAAGAUGCUGAAACAGAAACUGAAAUGAGCCCACAUAAGCUACAUUUGGAUAAGGUAGGAAGUAUUGCAGGGGAAGAUCAGGAUCUCCCUGAUCCAGAAGAAGAGGACAGUGAUGAGCCCCAAGAAGAAAAUGAAAAAUUACAAGAAGAUAUCAUUUUGAAAGCAGAAGAAACUUCUAAGCCUCAAGAAGAGAAAAAUAAACUUGAAGUUCAGAAGGAUAAACCUGAUGAAAAUAGGGAGAAACCAUCAGAAGAUAGUAAAAACUUGAAAAAGGACGAUAAUCUAGAAGAGCAAGAAGAGGAAUUGAAAAAUGAGACAGAGAAACUUCAAACAGAAAAACCUCAAACAGAGAAUGAUAUUCUCAAUGAAGAAAACGAUGUCCCACAGGAAGAAAACGAUAGUAUCGACACUAACUUAAAAGAUAAAAUGAGAAGAGUCACUGUAUCUAAAAAGCCAGAUAAUAGCGAAGUAGAUACUAAAUUCUGAUCUGAAGAAAAGAAGAUGGAGGAGAAUAAAUCUGAGAGUGAAAUAUCCGACAAUUUUGAAAUUGUAACUGACAGGGUACAUCAAGAUAUAGAGGAAGAGCAAAAGACACCUUUCCAGCGUAAAACUACUAUAAUUGAAAAAGAUGAGAAUGGAAAGAAAAUUAUUACUAUAGAUGAAGGUGUUUUAUUGAUUUUCCCAAAUGGAAACAAAACUAUCUCUGUUAAUGUAAAAGUGACCAACUUUACUCUGUCAAUCACUCACUCUAAUACUGAAAAGCAUGAACAGACCCCUGAAUAUGAUGAGGAAUCCGAUCUUUUAGAUAAUUUGUCCCCUUCAGAAGAAUUUGAUGAAUCACUGGUGAAGUUGAUUGAAAAUCAAUGAAUGAUGAAAUACUUUGAGAUCCCUCUUGGACUUCUUUACAGUAUUACUAAAGUUAAUAUUGACCCUUGGAAAGAUGUACUGAUGUUAAAAACAAAGGAUAACAGGAAAGUAGCUCUGAAGUUGCUCGAUGAUGAUGACCAGGUAGAGCUAGAAAUGAUCCUAAAAUCUCAAGCUUUUCCCUCUAAAAUAACAAAAGAUGUGAGAUUUUUUAAGUAUAAAUAUGAGCCUUCUAACUACUUCAAAGAAGAGGAGAAGUACAGUCCAGCGAAAAUUUUUAAGAAAAUACUUGAUUUUGAAUGGGAUGAUCACCAGAAGUUGCCUGAUCAUUUGAUAGCUCAUAUUCUAAAAGAUGCUCCUCUUGAUAAAAAUGGAUGGGAAGUAUAUAACUUUAAGGAAGAAUAUAAGAGACAAGGAGUCAAUCAAGAUAUAAAGCAGUUCCAUACAAUAGAGGUUUGGAAAGAGAAGGAAGAAAAUACUUAUCCAGCAAAAGCAUACAUUCCCAAUACAAUUUCUCAUGGAGAGGCAGUGAGUGCAUUUGAGUUUAGAUCAAAGAAGAGAUUCCCAGCUUUAAGUUAUUACUAUAAAAAGAAGAAAACUUCUUUAUGGAGAUGUGCUCAACCCUUAGUCGGCUUUUUCAACUCAAGAAAUGAUGAUGAUGAAAAACUAUUCAAAGCUAUAGCUGAUUCUUGUCCUUAUAACCAAGGAUUGCUUAUAGUUGAUGCAAGAUCUUAUGUUAUGGCAAAUGGAAAUAGAAUAAAGGGAGGAGGCACAGAGAAACCGGAACACUAUCCAGAUUCUGAAAUUCAUUUUGCUGGAAUUGACAAUAUUCAUGGUGUCAGAGAUGCAUAUAAUCUAUGCUUUCCUUCAUGGCAAGAUCAAUGGUACACAAAGAAUUUUGAUGAGCUUCUUGAUAAGAUAAAUCCUUCAAAAUGGCUUGAUACUAUUCAUCACUUGUUGAAAGUUUCAAAGAAAGUUGCUAGCUCAAUUUACAAAGAGAAUAGAAAUGUGAUCGUCCACUGUAGUGAUGGAUGGGAUAGGACAGCUGAGAUAUGAGGUCUUGCACAAACUAUAUUAGAUCCAUAUUAUAGAACAUUAAAAGGCCUCCAGGUAAUAAUUGAAAAAGAGUGGGUUUCAUUUGGAUACCAGUUUGACAAGAGAUGAAGCAAUUUUGCAGAUGAGAAACAAUAUGGCAAUGAUGUAUCUCCAGUUUUUAUACAGUUUUUGGAUUGUCUUUAUCAGUUAUUGAAUCAGUAUCCUCUUGCUUUCCAAUAUAAUAAGUAUCUUCUCAAAUUUUUGGCUGUCGAGGUUUACACCUGUAAAUUUGGCAGCUUUAUUUUCAAUAAUGAUUGGAGCAGAAAGAAGUUUGAAAAAGAUAUCGGAGUAAAAUUGAGAGACACUGUAUCUAUUUGGACAUAUGUCAAUGAUAAUUGUCAACAGUUCUUAAAUCCUUUGUAUGAAAUGGAAAGUGGUAUUCUUAACCCACACUAUCACACUCCUUAUCUCAAAUUUUGGAGCGAAUAUUUCUUCAGUUGGCAUGAUCACACUGGGAAGGAUUUAGAAGUAAAGAAGCCCGAUCCUUACAAUGAUUUACUAUCAAUCAUAAUGGAUCAAUAUGAGAAAAACAAAAAAGAAAAAACUCAUACUAAAGAAAAAGAUGAGGGUUCUACUAAGAUGGCUGGAGAUACAAAAAAGAUGAAUAUGGAUAAAAUUUAGAUGCUAUCUAUUCAAUCCUCACACUUUAUUAA
Moneuplotes crassus is the source of this 2654-nucleotide messenger RNA. The record is from the annotation of a GenBank genome assembly. Lineage: Eukaryota; Ciliophora; Spirotrichea; Euplotida; Euplotidae.